ACUUUUGGUUUCGUGUUCGAAGGUGCCGUGUUGAUUCGUGAGCAAAAGAAGCAGCUCCGAAAUUGUGCACAUAUUUUGGUUAAGGCUUCCCAUUACGAACAGAUUUACAGUUUAGGCUCAACACCCGAUCUCACCAUGGGAAUGAUGGAAAGUCUCGGUCUCAGCGGGCUCGGUGGUGGCGUCCAGCGAAUGGACAAGCGACAGUUUCUGUUUCAGGUGCUAAGCUUCGGUAUGAUUGUCUCCUCGGCGCUCAUGAUCUGGAAGGGCCUAAUGGUGAUGACCGGCAGCGAGUCGCCGAUUGUUGUCGUGCUGAGCGGUAGUAUGGAACCGGCUUUCCAUCGGGGCGAUCUGUUGUUUCUCACCAACCAGGACGAACCGGUGCGAGUGGGAGAAAUUGUGGUGUUCAAAAUCGAAGGCCGUGACAUUCCGAUCGUCCACCGGGUGAUUAAGCUGCACGAGAAGAACAACGGUACGGUGAAAUUCCUCACGAAGGGUGACAACAACUCCGUGGAUGAUCGAGGCCUGUACGCUCCCGGCCAGCUGUGGCUGACGAAAAAGGACAUCGUAGGGCGAGCCAGAGGCUUCCUGCCGUACGUCGGCAUGAUAACGAUCUACAUGAACGAGUAUCCCAAACUGAAGUACGGCAUUUUAGGACUGUUAGCGUUAUACGUGCUUGUGCAUAGGGAAUAAAAGUGGCGGUGUACUGUACUUUGUUCGACGCAAUUGUCGCCGGGCGCCCACCAGUUUGGGGGCUCUCUAUUCGCGCGUGUGGUGUUCCGUUUUGUUGAAUCGUCGAAUCGUCGACGUUCCAUCAGCCUCGCCGCUCGGGUUUCCAACAGCAGUGCGCUUUCGGGAAAAACAAGCUCCAUCGUAGCCAGUGUGGCAUCUCAAAUCGAACGGAACGGAAACGUUAGGUGGAAAAGUAAAUAAAUUA
Molecule: messenger RNA, 934 nt
Organism: Anopheles nili
Lineage: Eukaryota; Metazoa; Arthropoda; Insecta; Diptera; Culicidae
Gene: twr
Product: signal peptidase complex catalytic subunit SEC11A
Exons: 3
Coding region: 136-690 (184 amino acids)
Cellular component (GO): membrane; signal peptidase complex
Molecular function (GO): serine-type endopeptidase activity
Source: RefSeq, a predicted model, not a curated record